Molecule: messenger RNA, 1650 nt
Organism: Arachis duranensis
Lineage: Eukaryota; Viridiplantae; Streptophyta; Magnoliopsida; Fabales; Fabaceae
Product: EH domain-containing protein 1
Exons: 10
Coding region: 117-1445 (442 amino acids)
Biological process (GO): endocytosis; endosomal transport
Cellular component (GO): plasma membrane; cytoplasm; intracellular membrane-bounded organelle
Molecular function (GO): GTP binding
Source: RefSeq, a predicted model, not a curated record
UUCUGAGGUGAAUACUUCAAUGGAUAACAAAUAUUCAAUGCAGCAACAUUGAUCUCCGUUACAAAGAAUAUUCUCCCUUCUUCUUCUUUUUCUUAUUCUUCUUCGCCAUCGCAGCAAUGUUCGUGUACAUGGUUUUAUCCCGCCACGUGUCAAAAACCAUUUCUCGAAGCUCAACGCUUCUCUCUGCUUCGCUGAGGUCCCAACACUUAUCCACCUUCUCCGAUCACUUCCAAUCCCUACUUCCCCAAUCGCAGAGCGAGGUCUCACCUUCCUCUGUGACCUCAAUAAUUGAUGGCUUGAAGAAACUCUACAUCCAGAAGUUGAAGCCAUUAGAAGUUACAUAUCGUUUUAAUGAUUUUGUAUUCCCAUUAUUGACAAAUAGUGAUUUUGAAGCCAAGCCAAUGGUUAUGCUUUUGGGUCAAUACUCAACUGGUAAAACAACAUUUAUCAAACAUCUCCUUAAAAGUAACUAUCCAGGAGCCCAUAUUGGACCUGAGCCUACAACUGAUCGGUUUGUUGCUAUCAUGUCUGGGCCUGACGAGAGAACCAUUCCUGGAAAUACUGUUGCUGUCCAAGCAGACAUGCCAUUUAGUGGUCUUACAAGUUUUGGCACGGCAUUUUUGUCAAAAUUUGAGUGUGCUCAGAUGCCUCAUCCGCUACUAGACCAGAUUACACUUGUGGAUAGUCCUGGAGUUCUAUCCGGAGAAAAGCAACGAACACAACGCUCAUAUGAUUUUACCGGUGUAACAUCUUGGUUUGCUGCCAAAUGUGAUUUGAUACUUCUCCUGUUUGAUCCUCACAAACUUGAUAUUAGUGAUGAGUUCAAGCGGGUGAUCUCAUCCUUACGCGGGCAUGAUGACAAAGUUCGAGUCGUUUUGAACAAGGCAGACCAAGUUGAUACUCAACAAUUAAUGAGGGUUUAUGGAGCAUUAAUGUGGUCACUUGGGAAGGUGCUGAAUACACCUGAAGUCACACGUGUGUAUAUUGGCUCCUUCAUCGAUAAGCCUGUAAAUGAUGCUGCCGGUGGUCCAAUCGGUAGGGAACUCUUUGAGAAAGAACAAGAUGACCUUCUUUCAGACCUAAAAGAUAUACCAAAGAUGGCCUGUGAUCGAAGAAUCAAUGAAUUUGUAAAACGGGCACGAGCUGCCAAGAUACAUGCUUGCAUUAUCAGUCAUCUUAAAAAUGAGAUGCCGGUUUUGAUGGGCAAAGCUAAAGCUCAGGAAAGGCUUAUUGAUAAUUUGGCUUCAGAAUUUGUAAAGGUACAAAGAGAAUUCCAUCUACCUCCUGGAGACUUCCCAGACAUUGAGCAUUUCAGAGAGAUAUUGAGUGGUUUCAAUAUUGACAAUUUUGAGAGAUUGAAACCAAAAAUGAUACAAGCAGUAGAUGAUAUGUUAGCUUAUGACAUUCCUAACCUCUUGAAGAAUUUUAAGAGUACCUAUGAUUAGUUUAAGAGCAAUUUUGCCAGUUAAAUAGUUUUUGCAUUGAUUGGAGUUUAAGAUAUCUGCAGCAUAUUGUAGAUGUUAUCAGAUAUCUUUAUUUUGUAUUUUCUAUUCUUUUUUGGGGAUUUAGACUUUGUUCUGUAUUAUUAAUCAUUUUUGUAAUAGCCAAUAAGUUCCAAGUCAGAAAAUAAUGUAAGAGUUGAUAACCUUC